Spodoptera littoralis (African cotton leafworm) is the source of this 4551-nucleotide messenger RNA. NCBI's taxonomy places the organism in Eukaryota, Metazoa, Arthropoda, Insecta, Lepidoptera, Noctuidae. The record is from the annotation of a GenBank genome assembly.
AUGUACGGUAUAAGUGUAUUGUUUAGUUCUCGUGUAGUUAGUAAACGUAGCAUACGUGGUUACUCGUCUAAUAGUACUAAGAAGCUGUUGGAAUUUCUAGCCGAUAUGCCGAAAGCGACUUCAGCCAGAAUCGCUGAGGCCCAACGUCAAAGGCAACAGAUAACAAAAAAAAGUGAAAAAUAUGGUCCAAGCACUGUAUACCUUCAGGUGAUUGGAUCAGGCGCAAGAGGAGCGCCCAGCACGCUUUACCUCUUUACAGACCAAAAACGAUAUCUCUUCAACUGUGGCGAAUGCACACAGCGGCUUGCUCAUGAGCACAAGGUGAAACUUUCCCGACUGGACCACAUCUUCAUCACCACUAAAACAUGGCGCAAUAUUGGAGGCCUGCCGGGAUUGUCACUCACCUUGCAAGAUGUCGGAGUCCCAAAUAUAACACUGCAUGGACCUGAAGGCUUGGAUGAGUUGUAUACAGCAACAAAGCGGUUUGUUAUAAUGAAAGACAUGCAUGUGACGAUGGCCAAGUGUAGCCCCUUAGAGGACUUUGAAGACAACACCAUGAGUGUCAAAUAUGUUCUAUUAGGCCCUAAUGACAACAUACUUCAAGGUAAAGAAAAGCCAGCUGCCAAAAAGCCGAGACUAGAUUCAACCUCGGAGAGGGAGUAUGAUGAGUUUAUUCACGAUGACACUGAUUACUAUAAGUCUGAAAUACGAAACAUGGAAGCUAACUCGUCUAACCCUCAAAGAAACAGACAUCCUAAGGAAAAGCCAAAACCAAAAUCAACUUUACAUAAUGAAAAAGAAAAUGCCCAGAAGAAAAAGACUGAUAAAGUUCUACAUGAGUUGCAGAAGAAAACUAAUUGUUCUGUGGCCUAUAUCUGCACUCUAAAGAAACGGCUUGGUACCCUGGACCUGGCGAAGUGUGUAGAGCUGGGUGUGAAGCCCGGUCCAAUGUUGGGCCAGCUGAAGAGUGGACAAGAUGUAGUGUUGCCAGACGGCUCACUUGUUAUGUCCAAAGACGUGAAGACACCUGAUGAUCCUGGCCCUGUGUUUAUUGUGUUGGAUAUACCUGAUCUAUCAUAUCUCAAGGAGACGGAGUUCUCAGCACACUUCGACAAUGACAGGAACCCGCCGGAGAACAUCCCGGCGCUCAUCGUGCACUUUACUCCGCCACACGUGUUCCAUCAUCCCACGUACCGAUCUUUCAUGGCGAUGUUUGGUCCGUGCACCCGGCACCUGGUGCUGAACGCGCAGAACUGCUGCCUGGGCUCGGAGGCCGUGCACCGCACGCAGCACAAGCUGCACCUGCUGGACCCCGACAUAUUCCCGCUGCUCAAGGACGUCAGCGUGCCCGCCGUCUGGAACGCCCACCCGCCCGUACCCAAGACCAAUAGUCCUAUAAGACUGAAGGGGCUGGAGGAACUUAAAAAUAAGUUCCAGAAUAUUAUUAACUUGGAGGGCUCAGCUAAGGGAGAUGGACACCAGCCCUCGGUCGAAGACUGUGAUUCUAUCCCCAAGUUGGAAUUAUUGGCUGGACGCACGCUCACUAUGUACCAUUUGAGGCCUAAAAAGCAGUUGGAUAGGACGGCAGAACCGAAGCUUCACAUACAAAGCUACAUUCAGGAGACGAUGGACGUGGAUGGGUUCGUCGGCAGCUUGGAGCAGUUCCGUCACCUCGUGGACGGUAUGAGAUACACACGGUGUGACUCUAAGGAGUACCCCAAGGUGGUAUUCUUGGGCACAGGCUCCUGCAUACCCAGCAAGACUAGAAAUACUAGCGCUAUUGUGCUCCAUAUUGAUGAGAAUAGAUCGAUUCUCUUAGACUGUGGAGAAGGUACCUUUGGUCAGCUGGUGCGUUUCUAUGGGCCGAAGAAAGUCAACAGUUUCCUCAGGACGCUGAAAGCUAUCUACAUCUCACAUUUACAUGCUGACCACCAUAUUGGUCUAAUCGGCGUGAUCCAAGCUCGUCGUGAAGCGCUCCACGAGGCGGGCGCAGCGAGCGAGCACCCGGCGCCGCCCGCGCCGCUGUACCUGCUGGCUCCCGGACAGAUCAUCACGUGGCUCACCUGGUACGACCACCAGUUCGAGAAGAUCAAGAGCGAGUUCACUCUUAUACCUAACCAGAGUCUUCUCUACGACCACGCUCACAACUCGGAAAUGACAUCAGCAGUACUAGCAGCGAUGGGCGUGCAACAUAUAAGGACGUGCCACGUGGCGCACUGUCCCAACGCAUUCGGCGUGGCCGUGGCGCUGGACGACGGGUACAAGGUCACCUACUCGGGGGACACGCUGCCCUGUGACGAGCUAGUGAGGAUCGGAGAAAACUCAACCUUACUAAUUCACGAAGCGACAAUGGAAGAUGAAUUAGCAGAUGAAGCUCGUAUUAAGAUGCACUCGACGACAACCCAGGCCAUAGACAUCGGGCGACAGAUGAAGGCGCGCUACACGGUCCUCACUCACUUCAGCCAGCGGUACGCGCGCCUGCCGCGGCUCAACGCGCACAUACUCAACGAUAACAACAGCGUCGGCAUCGCGUUUGAUAAUAUGCAGAUCACGAUGAGCGACCUGGACCUGUUGCCGCACAUGUACGCGCCGCUGCAGUUGAUGUUCGCGGAGCACUGCGUGGAGAUGGAGCUGAAGGCGGCGCACCGCCAGCGACUGCGGGACCGCCGCGCCUCGCCCCUGCCCGCGUCCUCGUCCCGGCUCCAGUCGCUGAGCCGCAGCCGGCGCGUGGCGUCGACUGGCGCCACUGUGUCUGCGCCGACGCCGCCGCGCUUACGAUACAGGGAGAGCAAUGCUUCACGGCUUCGGCAAGAAAUCAAAGGUAUGACAGUGUGGGGCACUGUGAGGAAGCCACGCAGCCGAAGUAAUUCCGCUUCGACUUCAGGCUCUCACGAAGUGAGCGUCACCAAGGCCAAGCAGGACGAACCAAGACACUCAUCUCGUCAACCCAGUUUAGAACGUACAAAAGGAAAAAAUGUCGCUGAGAAGGAAUUAACACCGCACUCACAAAAUGACAACCUCAGCAAUGAUGUCCAUAUUCCAGUCAAAGAUUCCAACGUGCCUUUGUCAACAAAUGUGGUGAACUCGCGUUCGAAAACUAUAAGCUCUGUGGGCCAAUCGAAUUUACCCUCUGCCGAAGAAGUGUUGGAGGUUAUGGACAAAAUUAGAAAUACCCGCAGAAUCCAUAGCAUUGUAGGUCAUGCUAAGCAGACAGACUGCGGCUAUGGCAAGCCGUUGGUGACGCCGAUCAAUAAAAAGCUAACCAUCAGACGGGAGGAACAGCGGUAUGCGAACUUACAUCCAAGUGUUGAGAAAAUUACAACGGCAGUUCCUGUGGCCAAAACUCCCACACGGACGUGGAAAGCGGAAAACAGAGAGGGUGCUCCUCGAAAUACUGCAAAGAAACCUGAUUUAAUGCUACCUAAAACACCCACGAAGUCCUCUUUAACCGGGAACAAGUUACGGGCAUCGAAUACUAAUCCCAAUGUCUUUCCGGAAUCUAAACCACCCGUUUUGAGGAGUAAUAUAGCAUCCAGAUUACGUACUAUCCCAUUAUCACGGCCUUCAGCUUCCUCUCUACCUCGAACUAAAAGUCCACCUCGGCAAUACAAAACUAUGAGCAAACCUCAAGAAAUAUUAAGCGUGCAAACGAAACAACAUUACGACCACCGCGGUGUGAAAACCCAAGAUAAACGCAACACGAAAAAAUGGAAACCGGAAAUCAACAGCAGGGUCCGCGACACGCCCCCGCGGUCUCCUACUAGAUCGACGUCUCCUGCUAAAGUACCCACUCCUACAAGAGGGAGUUCCCCCGCACCCAAGAGAAUGUUGCCAAGUGAAUUUAACAGUAAAACUUGCAGUACACCCCCACUUUCUCCUACCGGAGUAUCGUCUCCUGAUGGAGCAUCUUCUCCUACAAGAGUGAGUUCACCACCACCCAAGAGAGCGUUGCUUAGUGAAAUUCAAAGGAUCUGCGGCACGCCCUCGCGGUCUCCUUCCAGAGCAUCAUCUCCUGCUGAAGUACCCUCUUCUACUAGGGCAAAUUCACCAGGACCCAAGAGAAUGCAAAAUGAAAUUACCAGCAGGCCCUGCAGCACGCCGCCCCGGUCACCCACCAGGGCACCGUCGCCUGCCAGAGUAUCCUCUCCUACUAGAUCAAGUUCACCAGCAGCCAAGAGAAUAUUGCCAAGUGAACCAAUAAAGAAACAGAUGUCAGACGAAGAUGAUGACGAUGACUGCGAAAGCCUAAGUAAAGAAACAUUUGUUACACUUCCGAUCAAAGGUCCACCUGGUCCCCAUCAUAGAAGUUUCAAACCUCAGUUAGAAGAUAUACAGAGCUCGAAUUUACUUGUAAACCAAAAAGACCAGGACAAAAAAACGUGUCACAAGACUGGAAAAAUACAAGAAAACAUACCAUCACAAAGUAAAUUUAAUGAGGACCUGAGAAGACGACAACUAAUUGAAAUUAAAAAGAAAUUUCAAAGUAAAAGGUUUUUUGUAGAGUCUAAAUAUGAUAAGAUUGAAGGGCUCAAUUGGAUCACAUGGAAAUAA